UAUUCAAGAGGGUUAUGACCAUAUGCGUUGGAAGUUAGCAGAGCUAGUACUUGACUUUCAGAAAGUAGUGGAAAAGGCAAACAUCAGCAUUGAAGAUCUCAAGCAGUAUGUCAUCCUUUAUCAUCCUGAUGAGCAGUAUAAAGAUGAGCUGAGGAAAGCAAGAGAUAUUUAUAAAGUGUUUGAUGUUAUUCGUAGCAAAUUCUGCUCUCUCUUCAAUUAUAAUGUCUUGUUGCGAAUUGCCGAGAAAUUCAAUCUUCCUGAUGGAUUUAAAGUAAUACAAGAAUACAAAGCAGAGGAAGAGAAUUAUCGUAAGCUAAUGAGUAGUUCCACACUUGCCAGUAUUCUGCAGGAACAACACGAAUUACUUCAUCAGAAUUUGUCUCGUACAAAAAAAAUCAUUUUGAAGCUACAAAGAUGGGCACGACCACCAUCACCAACAGUUGCUGAGUUUCAUGAAGUCGUUAAAGAUGUUUUUGCUGACCUUGGAGAUCUAAUUCAUCUUCUUGAAGUUAGGCCAGGUUCAAUCAUUGUAACAAUGAUUGCUCCUGAAAGAGUGACAGGAGCACUAAUAGCACUAGCAAAGAGGAGCGUUGGGUAUCUCAAAGAUAUUGGAGUGACCUGGUUAACAAUUGGAGAUACUUUAAUUAUCAAUGACAUUGAAGACACAGAAAAGUUGCCACAUUAUGACAGUGAACAAGACAUGCUCUCUUCCUCCAGUCCUAAUAAGGUGGAAAAUAUUUCUGACAAUGCUGAUGAUUAUCUGCCAAGUUCAUCAGUUGGAGUUGUUACUGGUACAGUGCCAUCUCAGUUAAGUCAUCCAUCAACACAAGCUGGAGUAGAUGAUGGAGGAGAUGAUACUGAUCAAGAAAUGGAAGCUGAUUCAGCUACUCCAGUGGUUGACCAAACGUGGCGUCAUUAUCCUUUCAAACCAAAAGAAAUGAUGAUUAUUGGAUCAUUUGGUGAUCAUAAUAAUUGGCUGGAACAACAAUACAUUGUAUCACCAAAACUGCUUACAACAGAGCUAUCAGAUGAUUGGAGGAAAGAAGAGAUUAAGAGAAUUGCAGACCUGUAUAAUAGAAAUCCAGACAAGCAUCAGAUUAAAUCAGUCCAUUAUGAUCUACCAGGAAGGGAGCACACUAAAGAAUAUUACAUGGAAGCAAUCAAACAAUUUUUCAUUAACUGCAAACAGGAAGGAGCUAUUCUCUAUUACACUGGUCAUGGAGAGAAGGACACUGGUAACUGGUGCUUUAAAGAUGGAGUAAUCUCAUUCAAUAAUAUCUUUGAAUUAUACAUAAAUCAUUUUACAGGGAAGCCAUUAACAAUAGUAUCAGAUUGCAGUUAUUCUGGUAACUGGAUCAAUGAAUGUCGUAACAGGUUAGAUGAGAUGAUUGUUCCAUCAUGUGGGCACCACACAAGAAAGCACGGGCUGUUGUUUCAGAUUGAUACUUCUUGUGGGCCUAAUGAAGAAGCUACUGCAUUGUGUUAUGCUAAUGAAGCUAAUGUUUAUAGUGAACCAGAUAAGGCAGUGAUAUUUUACAUUAGUAAAACACUAUCAUCAGGACAGACAACAAUGCAUACCGACUUUAAACGCAUUUAUUGUAGUAAACGAGCUAAUGAAUCCUGUAAAGCUGAUGCUGACUGUACUUGGAAUAAUCACUGCAAGAGUCAUCUUCUUCGAAUUGUUCGUGGUAAAGACAAAGGAUGGGCAGCCUGGCACUAUUUGUUACUUGAUGAAGAGAAAGUAGCUGACUUCAAUGCUAAACUAGGUGGAAACAUUGAUGUUGCUAAUUAUGGUAGAAUCUUAGAGUCAGGAUGGAGCAAGGACCCUCCCAAAGAUAUUGAGCAAAAGAUGGAGCUGCGAUUAGGGUUUAUUCCUUAAACCAAUUGAUAGCUUUCAAUGCAAAUACACAAUUGAUGUUCUAAUCACAUGCAUAACUAUUAUAAUAUCUACAAAAUUUUGUGUGUCUCCUUUUAUAGUUUAUAGUUAUUAG
Messenger RNA from Amphimedon queenslandica, 1991 nucleotides. RefSeq lists its product as uncharacterized. Bases 23 to 1879 code for a protein of 618 amino acids. The transcript has 6 exons. NCBI's taxonomy places the organism in Eukaryota, Metazoa, Porifera, Demospongiae, Haplosclerida, Niphatidae. The record is from RefSeq and is a predicted model, not a curated record.